This is a messenger RNA of Prorocentrum cordatum, 1912 nucleotides long. NCBI's taxonomy places the organism in Eukaryota, Dinophyceae, Prorocentrales, Prorocentraceae. The record is from the annotation of a GenBank genome assembly.
AGCGUGUCGCCGGGGCCGCCACCGCGACAGGCUAAGCAUCAAUUCCCGACCGUAAUUACCGAAGCCGCUACUUCCACGUCGCUGGCGAGAUCCUGGGGACGGUGUUGGUGGUCAAACACCGGGCAGGUGGACGCGAUAAGUGCGGCCACCGAGCACAUCCCCAGUGUUUGGCCGGCGACGCGGUAAGAAGUGGCUUGCCGGUCAUACCGUGCAUCGACCACCUCUUGCACCGUUUUUUUGCACACACGCUUCUUCGUCUACGUUUUGGCCCACCUUCCCCCCAAUGUAACGUUUGCGGCAAGGGGGAAGCAGGAGUGGGAACCUCCCAGGCCAUUGCACCGACGAGCUGCUUCGGCGACCCCAGGCCAUGGCCAAGAGCAGUCUGUGGGCCGGGGGGGGGGGAGCGCACGACAAACACCCACAGCAGACGCGAAGCACAAGAUCUGUAGCACCGGGUGGUGCCACGUGUUGCCCACGUGCCAGAUUUCCAUUGGGCGCCGAGGGCUACCGCGGGCCCUUCGUCUGCUUCGACCUGAAUCCGGCCCGCAUCGCGGAGGGCGCGCUGAGCGGGCAGCCCGUGGUGUACGGGGACGGCGCCAGCCCGAAGGUGCUCCGGAGCGCCGGCGUCGUCAAGCCCAGGGUGAUCAUCAUGGCCUACAACAACCUGAACGUCCGGCUCGCGGGCCUCCGCCAGCUGCGGCUCGCGUUCCCGGGCGUGCCCGUCGUCUCGCGCGCCAGGCACCCGAAGGAGCGGGCGGCGCUGAUAGAGGCGGGGGCCACGUCGGUGCUCUUCGAGUCAGAGGAGGUGGCCGUCCAGCUGUCGCAGGCGGUGUUCGCCGAGAUCGGCGAAAGGCUGGACGUCGACAGCGCGAGGCGGGCCAUCCAGGACGCGGCGGGCCUGAGGGACGAGGGCUCCGACAUAGAGGCGGACCUGGAUCUGCUUGCGAUGGAUAGCGGCUUCUCCAGGCAAGAAGUCAUCAGGCUUUACAGGAUUUUCGAGAGUGCAGACCUCGACGGUAACGGCGAGAUCGAUCCCUUCGAGGCCGAGGAGAUCAUCGCCCGCGCCUCGGACGUUCCGAUGAGCCAGGCGGAUUUCCAGGAGUACAUGCGCACCUUGGACGCGGACAACAGCGGCCGCGUGUGCUUUGAGGACUUCCUCUCGGUCUACGCCCGCGGCUGUGUUCCCGGCCGCGUACGCUAGCACGGCCGGGCUGUUCGCGCACGCUAGAGUUCUGGCGCGCCCACGGCGCUUUGGUUUAACGUCUGCUGCAAGCGAUCGAUUUCCCUCUCGAUCUUCCCCAGCACCCCCCUUCCCUCCCCAGAGAUAUGCCUCCUCGCUUCUCCAUUCCUCCUCCCUCCUCCGUCCUCGACUCGCCCUCCAGCCAGGUACGCGAAGCGAAAGGCGGCACAUGCUCGUUGCGCUGCCCGCUCCUGCCAUGGCCUGCUUUUUUAAGGCCUGAAGGCGCUCGUUAAUUCGGCCGCUGCUUCCAGUCGGUGCCACCUCGACAAUUCCAUCCCGUCGAUCUCCCACUUCCCAGCACCGGCUGAGGCGUUCCAGAAGUGCCCCGCCCUCGAGGGACCGGGCAGCUGCCAUCUCCUCCUCGGCGGACGGUGGCGGCAUGACGGCGGAAGCAGAGGCGGCUCCGCCGGCGGACGCCAGCGGAAGGCCGACGGGAUCUGGCGAAAGUAAAGCUUCUCUGCCAGGCGAUGCCAUUUGGGGGGGUCCAGGUUUCCCUGACUCCGCCAGCUCGGCCCGUCUCAUGCCCUCUCCGUUUUCUCUCUUCUCCUCUCCCGCUUCUGCUGGGAGAGAAAUUAUUUCCAUGUGAUGCACUUUCUCCUCCAGUCCGAAAGGGCAGGAGCUUGCUUUAGGGCUUCACGCGCUGGAACAAGCGCCUUGCGUCUCACAAACUCG